Molecule: messenger RNA, 2076 nt
Organism: Plasmopara halstedii
Lineage: Eukaryota; Oomycota; Peronosporomycetes; Peronosporales; Peronosporaceae
Product: mutator-like transposase-like protein
Exons: 3
Coding region: 1-2076 (691 amino acids)
Source: RefSeq, a predicted model, not a curated record
AUGCCAUCUUCCGAUCCUGCUUCAUCUCGUGCAACCUCUGAGCAACCAGCGUCUCCAUCCUCACCGCCAAACGAUAACGAUUCAUUAGCUGCCACGAACGAUGCACUGGAAGAAACUACUGUGCCUGAGUCGCUUUACUUUGUAUCACCGAAGGCUGAGGCUGCUAUGGGAAUUUCCAGGUUUUCACCAUUCGAAGAGAGUUAUAAUGACAUGAAUGAGCUACGUCGAGCUCUUAAAGUGCUUUCUGUUCAAAGAAACGCUCCGUAUUACAUGCAACAUAGUAGUCCACAACGAGUGGAGGCUCGUUGUCCGUCCUGGAGACAACGGAAGCGCCGUGUUGGGAUCAAUAAAGACUCGGAAGUAGCAGCCAGGCAACUCUGUGACUUUGUUGUUUCAGCUAAUCGCCACGCUAAUGGAAAAGUGUACGUCACUCGCGCAAUCUUUGACCACUCACCCACAUGCCCCGUGCUCCAUGCACGCCUUACCGCUACCACCGAGACAGUUACAACACAAACCGGUUCAGAUGAAAAAGGGCGCACAUCGACAGUUACGGCCUCUGCAUUGCUCGAGACAGCGUUGCCAUUUAUGGGUCAAUUAGCGAAUUCUAGAGGUGGUCGAGACGCUGUCAAGCCGAAAGAUGUGAGUGACAUAAUGAAAGAAAAAUUUGGUGUUAAACCGUCAUAUAUGACCGCGUGGAGAGCACUUAGUGCGUUUCGGAAGCAACGAAAGGAUGAAGACUCGUCAUCGUAUAUGAAAAUAGAGGGAUACUUGCGCGCUUUUGCAGAAACAAAUGCCGGCAGCUUAGUGGCUUUCGAACAUCGAGACAAUGCCCAAAUCCCGCCAACAGCUGAUAAACUCACGGCCAAAGUUUUUGCAAGAGCAUUCUUGUGCCCAAAGCCACUACAAGAGGCAUUGAGAAAUUGCCGUGGAUCGAUGCUUUUGAGUGUGUUUCUAGUGACAUCGGCUUUUGGGGGAGUCGUGUUUACUGCGACGGCGCAAGAUGCGAUGGGGGACAAUGUACCAAUUGCCAUUGGACUUGCUCCGGCAGAAACAGAGAAUGACUGGCGAUUCUUUGUACAGCAAUUGCAACGUGCGUUCCCCGACUUAGAGCGUUCCAUAGCGUCACUAGUACACAGUCGCGGUGAAAAACUGACUCGAGCGAUACACUCAGUCUUCCCAGACUGUCCACAAUCAAACGAAGUAGAAAUUUUUAUUCGCCAGUCAGUGCAACCUGCUGCAUUUGCUCACUUAGCUCCUGCAAGAUCGACGUUGUCUUUGGAUUCGUCUAUGCAAUGGGUGGAAGCGCUGUGUUCAAAGCCACCGCUAAUGAUACUGGUGGGAUGGGUUUCACAGGUAGCGCGAACUCUCUUUCAGCGCUACGAACGCUAUGGACAUUUGAGCUCGGAGUACCCAGCUGAGUUCCAUUCGCUAGCAGCGGAAUAUGAAAGAGAAGCCGCUCGUUUUGAUGUCGUGCGAACGUCAGAGAGUGAGUUUGAAGUGAUUGACAAACAAACCAGCGCUGGCCGGAUAGUAAAUUUCGCCAAGCAGACAUGCAUGCUGCGCACGGAUGUCAUUCCACGUAUAUUUCUAAUGACAUCUCUGAAGACGCUUUAUGCUGGACGGAUUACCCCAAUUGACAUUUCAACGGUACCGACUGACGGGAUUACGAUCCCACAUCCGCUUCCAAAGACGCGUGGGCGCCCACGCAAAGUACAGCAAAUUCAGCAAUUUGGCGACCCGAAGCAGGAUAAGCUUGCAUGCAGUGUAUGCAGUGUUAAAGGGCACAACAAGCGGACAUGCAAGCGCCUUACUAGUGUACCGGUCCCCGUUCGUGAGCUGCAUACAGAAGACAUAUUGAACGGUCAGGAAGAUACAACAUAUCUUGGGUCUACAUAUUCUGACUCUCUUGCCUUCGACAAUUCGGCCUUAGGCGGUACUGACUCGGAAAGUCACGUGGGUGAUGGACAAACAGCUCACGUGAGCUCUUUGAAACGUCGACGAUUUGUAGAAAAUGGACGUGCUUUUGAAGACAAAAAGUCGGAAGGAGGCGAAGAAGAGGUGUUGUUUGGUAGUUGA